Molecule: messenger RNA, 4127 nt
Organism: Menidia menidia (Atlantic silverside)
Lineage: Eukaryota; Metazoa; Chordata; Actinopteri; Atheriniformes; Atherinopsidae
Source: the annotation of a GenBank genome assembly
AGCAAGAUGGUCUAAAUAAAAAUAAAAGUAGCAAAAGCAGCAAUAUGACAACAAAGAAUAAGAUUGCUCAUAACAAUUUUUCAGGGAAAUUGGAUUUUUCUUAAAAUAGUAAUGUAUAUAUAUCAAACAGGAAUAUAUAUUAGUUUGAGACACCGUGAGAUUACUGUUAUUUAUUAGAUUACUGUUUAUUUGUUUGUUUUUUUACUUCUAUCUUUCUUUUUUUCGCUCUCUGGGACAUGCGGCUGUUGUCUGAGUGUCAGUGAACGCCGCACGCCGGGGUGCCGCUGCGUCUUUAAAAAAAAGUUCAACGUCCGAAGAAACUCCGAGCGGCUCCAAAAUGGAUCUCGGGGAGCGAGCGGCGAGCCUGCUGGCCCACAACAAGAAAGCGGCUCUUUACGUCGGCGGAGCCGGGGCUGCACUCGUGGGCCUGGUGGCGGGAUAUAAAUACUUGCGGAGGCCGGAAAAAGCCGUGCGCGUGGGCGUCGUGUCGCAGCUCCUCAUUCACCCUCUCAAGUCGGGCAAAGCCGUGUCUGUGGCGCUCGCGGAAUGCCAGAAAAUGGGGCUGAAGUUCGGAGAGCUGCAGGAUCGGCACUGGAUGGUGGUGACGGAUGAGGGUCAGAUGGUGACGGGCAGACAGGAGCCCCGUCUGGUGCUGGUGUCUCUGACCUGCGAAGGAGGCCAGGUCUGUCUGAACGGGCCCAGCAUGGAGGAGCUGAAGUUCCCGGUCAAGGAGUCGGACAACCCCGUCUUCAACUGCAGAGUGUUUGGACUUGACAUUCAGGGCAAGGAUUGUGGAGACAAAGUGUCCGACUGGCUGGGACGUUUUCUCGGGGCCGAGAAAACCUUUCGCCUGGUGCACUUUGAGCCCCAAAUGAAGCCCAGGAGGUCGGCAGACAUCGACUCUCUUUUCCCACGAGAAGAGAUGGUGGCGUACCCAGAUUAUGCCCCUGUGAUGCUGCUCUCUGAGGCCUCCGUGAAGGAUCUCAGCGGCAAGCUGGAGAAGGCCGUCACGGUGGAGCGAUUCCGGCCAAACAUUGUGAUAAGUGACUGUGAAGCCUUUGAUGAGGAUUCUUGGGACGAGGUCCAGAUUGGCGACGUGCGACUGCAGCGUGUCAUGUCGUGUGGAAGGUGUGUCUUCACCACCGUCGACCCGGAGACGGGUGUAAUCAGCAGGAAAGAGCCUCUGGACACGCUGAAAAGCUAUCGCAUGUGCAACCCUUCUGAGGCGCACAUCUACAAAAAGGCUCCACUGUUCGGGCAGCUGCUCAUUGUGAAGAAGACUGGAAUCCUUCAGGUCGGCGAUGUGGUCUACAAGAUCGUCCGUUGAUGCAGGGCCUCAUGAGUCGGAUGAGGAUUUGGACGAAAUGCACAAACAUAAAUCACUAACAUUUUAUAAAAUGUCAACAAAUGGUAACAGGAAUCCUGUUGUUUUUUAGCUUAAAUACAUUACAUACUUUAACCCUAAUUGUAAUAAAUCAAUGGUAAAUGAUUUUUUUACUUAUGGUUCAUUUGUAAAAAAGGCACAUUUUGGACACCGAUUAACUCUUAAAAGUCUGUAUGUUUUACCUUAUCAUUGUCAUCAAACUGGUUCACCUUUUGCAUUUUUGAACCUUCAGUUUUGGCAUAGUAUGACCAGUAGGGCGCAGUAUAGCUUUACUCUUUCAUUGAAAUACAACAGAGUUAACGGUGUGGACGGAUAAUGCACGAUUUUUUGUUUAAUAAAACCAUCGCCAGUUGUUUCCUGUCAUGGUUUAUGUAAUAUAUCGUUGGGUUAGAACGGCUGGUGAGACGUUUACGACCUGCUGACGAGUAGGUGAUAUUAAAGUGACCUCCACAGAACCACUCAAACAUUUGUACACCACUUUUAAAUGUCUGUCUCAAAGUCAUUUGACUUUCAAGACUUCAAAAAUACCUUUAGGAAGUCAGAGUCUUUAUUCAGUUGUAGUACCUUUCUUUUUUUAAUCUUAUUUUUUCACACAGAGAGAUUAUUUGCCAAUUUUCAAACACAACCUAUGAAGUCUGUUUUGGCUUUGAUUUCUAGUUUAAUUUCCUUACUCGAAUCACAGUUAUUUUCCUAACCUGAAACAAAACAACCAAAGACGUUCUCAGCUACAGUGAAUCAUUAGCUCUGGGAACAUCAGUGGUGUUGUGCUGUGGCAUUCCUCAUGCAGCUGGGAAAGAGCCCGCCAGUUCGAUUCAAAAGUGAGCCUUUUGUUUCAGAGAAUCGGGCUCCAGAGAACAUCAGAUGUAGCUUCAACUGCAUUCUAAUACUGUGAGCAGCUCCUUACUGGCUGAUGGGGAAAUGGAACACCAGGAUCAAAGAAGGCUCGGAUAGUCAUCCUCAGAAAACAGGAACUAGGUGCAGCAAUUUACUGAAAAACAUUUAAUCGGAUGUGGAUAUGCAGUAUGUAGGUUAUAAACAGGAUUUCCCCACAUUUCCCCAUUUUUAUUUAAAACCUUUAUUUGAACUACUUUAAAUUCACUGGGCUUGUUGAAGGACAUUCCAAAUCUCUACUUUGGGUGUUGGCUGCCUUUUGUUCCGCUAACAGUGAAGAUGAUGCUACUCUUAAGUAAUGUUGAACUCCGGCCUCUGGAAGACUCUCCUCGAUGAACAGUAGAUGCAUUGACUGGAGGUCCACAUGUUUCUCUCAGGUCAUGUGUCAGGUCUUUUCUUAAGGCAUUUGGUCCUUCAUUUGUCUAGUUUCUCCCAAAUAGAUGCACCCUAUGCUGAUGUGCCCAGGUUUCCUUCCUCAUCACAUUUUUCUAAGAAAUUAAAAUUCAAAAGAUUUAGUUUUUUAGAAUCUGUGUCUUUGGGACAAACUGUACCAAACCAUACUAAAAUAUGGAAUUUAACAUAGGUUUCCAAUAGGUUCCCCUAUGCAGGUUUUUGAGAACUAUGCCCCAAACCUUUUUAAUAAGGAAACAUAUGGAUAAGUCUUUAUCUGUGUUGUGGCUACAUGAGGGUAGGGUGUAAUACAUAACUAAGGUCAAUUAUAAACAUGGAUAGGUGGCGAGCGGCAUUACGGUGUGGUGGUUAACACUGAUGCCUCUCCCUUAGUCUUUGUAGGUUCCCUUUGGCUACUCCAGCAUCCUCCCACCGUCCAAAAACAUACACGUUAGGUUAACGGAGCACUCUAAGUUGGAGUGAGUGUAUGUGGUUGUGUUUCUCUGUGUGUUAUCCCUGCCAUCCCAUAUUAAGGCACCAAUCAAAAAUGGUCCCAGUAUAUUUUCAUGUUCUUUAUUAAUUCCAUUUGAUAUAGCAAUGCGAUUAUAGAGUUGAUUGGUCAGUUUUUAACAGUCGCUGAAAUCUGUGAGCAUCCCCUUUGGAAGAGGGGGAAAAUUUGUACUUAAUGUGUUUCCAUAAAUUCCAGCAAAGUGCUUUUGGCUGGUUGAAAAGUGUCAUUGUUUCACGUUUUAAAGACUGCCCAUCCCUUCCAACUGAAAAAGCAGUCAAAGGUAAUGACAGAGAGAGAUAGCUAAUGGGAGUGUUUGCCCAACGGAAUAGCUUCUUUUAACCACUUUGCUGACCCCAUCCGUCUCAGAAAAUGGGUAUUUUCCACCAGGAAGUGUCUAUGAGUGUUUUAAGUUAGAGGUUCAGACAGUUGGCGUUUAGCCUGUAGUAGAUAAUGUAUUAUUACGAGGGUCUUUUGAGGAGUUGUUGUACACAGUACACAAAGUAGACUGGCGAAGAAAUGUCGGCACACCGUUUUGCCCUUUUGUCAAAGAUUAGCUGCAGAACAUUUUUUUCAGAUAGUGUCACUUAACUAGCUCCUAAGUAGUGACUAUUAGAAGUGAUGUUGUUAUAGCAUUUCAUACUGAUUAAAAUCAUAUGGCUCCAGAGAAGGUGAGCGUAAAUGGUUAGUGCUCAGAAAAAGGAGCAACGGCAGAAGUUACCCAGUUCAGUGCUUUUAAUGAUGAAUUGUUUUAGGAUAGCUUUCUGAACAAGAAAAAAAAAUCUAACAAUAUAUUUAUCUUUUGCAUAUUGGAUUAUCUGAUAAAGCUAAACUCCAACUAAAAUCACAACUGAACAACUAAAAUAACUUAGCAAAUAAUGAAAUGUCUCUACCGUAAUACAACAAAAAGAUAAACCAAAGCAAAGCUAUUCACUGUAAAGCUAUCCAAUAAAA